Aricia agestis (brown argus) is the source of this 1455-nucleotide messenger RNA. RefSeq names its product monocarboxylate transporter 12-like. The transcript has 10 exons. Gene Ontology annotation, biological process: monocarboxylic acid transport; transmembrane transport. Lineage: Eukaryota; Metazoa; Arthropoda; Insecta; Lepidoptera; Lycaenidae. Gene Ontology annotation, molecular function: monocarboxylic acid transmembrane transporter activity. The record is from RefSeq and is a predicted model, not a curated record. Bases 43 to 1407 code for a protein of 454 amino acids.
CAUCAUUAUUACCGACACAGUACUGUGCAGAGUUAGUGUACAAUGAAUAAUGGGAAAUCUAAAAGAGUUUUGGAGGCGCCUGACGGCGGUUGGGGCUAUAUGAUUGUGGUGGCUGUUGUUAUUCAUUUGGUAAUAUUUGAAACCUUCACCAAGCACCAUAGUGUAUUAUACAAGGAUCUUUAUGUGCAAGUGAAUAUGGACGCUUCAGCCAUCGCUUCAUUGGAUAAACUUACUCCAGUUAUCUUUGCUAUAUCAGGUUUCACGACAAGCUCUCUUCUAAAACUGAUGUCAAUCAGAAAGUUGGCGCUGCUGGCCGCGACGGUACUGAGUUGCGGGCAAGUGACUGCCAAGUUUAUUGAAAAUACGGCGCUUUUGUUUAUUACUCAAGGAGUGAUACAGGGCCUUACAACUGGAAUACUAUUCAACAUUUGCUUCACUGUGAUCAUCCAAUACUUUGAUAAAAGGAGAUUAUUAGCAGUUAGUAUCGUGUAUUCUAUAACAACUGCCAUAACUGCUCUAGUGUCUCCAAGAGUUAUAAGAUGGUCUCUGGACAGAUUCGGAGGACACGGCGCCAUACUUUUUUUAUCUGCUGUUACUAUGAACACCAUUCUUGGAGCUUGUCUGAUGCAACCGGUUUCAAUGCACAUAAAGAAGGUUCACUUACCUGAAACAAGAGAAAUAGAAUUGAAAGUAUUAUUAAAUGAUAAGGAAGUACAAAUGAGCCAAACAGGGGAAUUAAUGAGAAAAUUGAAAUCAAAUAAAGACUGGAGGAAAAAGCUGAUUGACAAAUUUCUUGGUGAUUACAUGGACAUAAUGAUCAGAAAGAAGUUUCUACUGUCAAUCGCACCCCUGGGGCUGGCGCUGGCGGGGUUCGCUGACGCCACAUUCAUCACCAUGCUCCCACGGGCCUUGAGGCAAAUGCGCUGGAACGCGACUCAAAUAUCAUGGGCAAUUUCUCUGCAAGAAUACGGGGACUUUUUAACUAAAAUAAUAUUCGUGGUGACUAGCCACUGGAUAAACAAGUUUAGCAGACGAGAACUAUAUGUAGCGGGCUUGGUAAUUGCGUUAUUUGCACGAAUUGGAAUGCUGUGGUCGGAUAAUCCUACAAUAAUGCUGAUUUUCCUAACAAUGAUGGGUAUACCGAGAUGCAGUAUUAUCUUACUAGCACCACUGGUGGUCGCUGAGGCUGUGGGAGUAGAGAAGUUUAGUGCAGCAUUUGGAAUAGUCAUGCUGAUGUCGGGGAUAACGAAUUUUGUCCUCACUCCGGUGAUGGAUUCAGUGUUGGGUUUGACGGGGAACUAUCCCACAGUUUUCUACAUUUUGGCAUCGUUCUACGGAAUCAUUCUCAUGUUCUGGUCCAUAGAACUACUUUAUAAGAAGAAUAAACACAAGUGGGUUAUAAAGUGAGAUUUAUCGACGAACUAAAGCUUAUGAAUAAAUUUUAUAAAAUAUAAA